GGAGACUCAGAGCAGCAGUGAGGAGGGAGGCAGGGAGGAUCUCAGCUGGAGCAGAGAGAGAGAGAGAGAGAGAGAGAGAGAGGGAGAGGCAUAUAGAGAGAGGAGUGUGUGUCGAGUGUGUGGAUGUACUCGCCUGCCUCGCUGACUGACUGUGUGUGUGUUUGUGUGUGACAGAACGAGGGAGAAAUCGCGUGGAUACUACUCCACAGGACUGGAUGCGUUUGACAUCACGGGAGGAGAGCGUGCACACACACCAAAAAAAAAAGAAAGAGAGCGGGGCGGACACAAACUGCUGACUGAACUGCAGGCAGACACCGGGGCAGAGUGCGGAGGAGUAAGCAGACAAGGCGGAGUGUGGACGCCGUGCCCUUGUGUGACACUGUGGCUGAGAAGAGUCGAUAAGUACAGAGCACACGAGACCUGACUGAUCGCGCCCAUGGCGAGCAAUAACACGGCCAGCAUCGCACAAGCCAGGAAGCUGGUGGAGCAGCUGAAGAUGGAGGCCAACAUCGACAGGAUAAAGGUGUCAAAAGCAGCAGCAGACUUAAUGUCAUACUGCGAAGCCCAUGCCAAAGAGGACCCUCUGUUAUCACCGGUGCCAGCGUCAGAGAACCCGUUCAGGGAGAAGAAGUUCUUCUGUGCCAUCCUGUAAAACUCCCCCGGCAUGGCCCUUCAGCAGUCUGCUCAGUGUGGGACUUUGAACGUGGACGUUCAAAAACAACGUAGAAAUCUUCUAGUGAGAGGGCACGGCGAUUAUUGCCCCCUUUCUCGAACGGCACCUUUAAAGAGUGCAAAAAAUUAAAACCACAGAGUUAACAUGUAACCAUUAGAGGGGUUGUGAUUGCUUUGUUGUGAGGGGGGUGUUGCAGCAUGUUGAAUGGGUCUGUGCUUUAUAGAUGACACAAAAGGGAUGAUGAUGAUGAUGAGGAGUGUGAUGAUAACCCAGAGACGUGAUGGACGACCAGUCAACCUAACAAGUCUUCAGGUUGUGAUGUGUACAAAACGAAAAAAAUAGAUAAAAUGAGAAUAAAAAUAUUUUGUGGUUCUUUUGGGACUUCUGUUAAAUGGUUUGUGGGUGGAUCAAAUUCCGUAGGACAAAAAUACGCCUUCCACUAGACACCACCUGAUUAUUGGAAUGUUUUUUUAAGUUGUUUAUUUUAUGUUUAUUUCAACUUUACCUAUCACCUAGAUAUCUUUCUAUAACUGUACGUGAUUACUGAAACUGCUCUGUUAACUUCUUUUUUUUUUUUACACCAACAGGUUAGUGAAAGCUUUUUUAAUGGGAUGUUUGAAACAUUCGACUCUGUGAUUCUCUUUAUCGAAUACCUUUCUGAAAAUCAAGUCUCUGUGUAUCGACAUCUAUCUGGCAAAUGUGAUGCAGUUUGUCUCCUUCAGAUACAAACCCCCUUUCUACUCUUUGUAUAAAAUGACUAGCAAGUAAACUGUGCUGUGCUGUGA
Lates calcarifer (barramundi perch) is the source of this 1458-nucleotide messenger RNA. RefSeq names its product guanine nucleotide binding protein (G protein), gamma 2 (gene gng2). Gene Ontology annotation, molecular function: G-protein beta-subunit binding. Gene Ontology annotation, biological process: G protein-coupled receptor signaling pathway. The record is from RefSeq and is a predicted model, not a curated record. The coding region runs from base 437 to 652 and encodes 71 amino acids. The transcript has 5 exons. Gene Ontology annotation, cellular component: heterotrimeric G-protein complex. Lineage: Eukaryota; Metazoa; Chordata; Actinopteri; Centropomidae.